CAGUAGAAGAAGUAGAACGCGGCAGUUGUGAUUAGUAAUUUGUUCGUUGCCGAGCGGCAUUAUGUAAACACAAAGAGUCAAAGGACUAAAAUAACCUGAAGUUUAAAGUUUACAGCUUAAAUAAUGAAGAACAAAAGGGAAAAAUCAUCCAAGUUUGGAGGGAAAAUAAAGAAAGUUGUCAGUGAUGUGUCUCCUUCGACAAGCAUUCCUCCUCUUGUGGAGGGCCAUGUGCGAUGUUUCCUAAGAGUCACGUUAAGCAGAGUGUUGUGGACUGUAGCCAAGCCUCCACCACGCACCCUGAUGAGAUUACGCUGGUGGGGAGAGACGACCAGCGGCACCGUCUUCUGUCCCAGAGAUGGAUCUCUAGAUAGAGAGAAAGAUGUGAAAUCCACAGCCAGGUUUCCAGUUCGAUGUGGCCCAAAGCAAUUCACUUCAUAUUUAACAGAUAUGGGCUCACUGGUGCUGGAUGUUCUUACAAAGCCUGAUCACUUACCCAUAGCACGAGUUCAAAUACCUGGAAUUGCUAAAUUGUCUUUUUCUCGUUCUGUUAAUGGAUCUUUCACACUUGUGUCACCGGUGUCUGAAAAGCUUGGCGAGCUACAGGCUACACUUGUUCUGGAGCCUCUGACAGAAACUUACGACAGCAGCAACUCAGUACCAACUGUAGACUUAAAUAAAGACACAGCAGUUUCUGCUCCAAGACUCAUAUCUGACCAAAACAUGCUGCUGCCAUCUUCAUCCCAGUUUGGUUCAAAAACCAAUGGAAAUGAAUCAGAUCCUGGCGGCAGCUCCAGGGGGACACCAAUAGGAAAGGAUCACUUAUACUUUCAAGAGCGGGGAAUACCACAUUCUGCUAGACCUAAUGCUGAUGCUGGAGCUUCAGUAAAUAGAAAUUUGCAGGAGAAAAGUGGCGAACCCAAUUCCCUCAUUCCCUCAACAUCAGUGGACCUACUUUCUGUUCUUCUUGAGCGUGGUAGCAAGCUUAGAAAUGCUAUGGUGGUGUCUGCAUUGCAGUCUGAUAUUGAUUCUGAAAUGGGUCUAAAGGAUGCUUCCCUCCACCUACAGACAGAUAACACUGGAGCUUUACCGCCCUCCAUUUUAUCGACAACGCCAGUGAAGCAGAAUAUUCUCCACUCAAGUAUUCAUCACUCAACUCAGGACCCUGAGCUCCUCAUGCCUGAUACGCAUGACACAGCUCUGGAGCAGCUUCUGGGGAGUGUUAACGGAUCCGUGCUUGCUUUAUGGGAUGGAGAAGGUUCUCUUCCUGGCUCUCUCUCCGGCUGCAGUAGUUUACUCCUGGACAGUGAGCUCAGUGAUCCCCAGUAUGAUCAGAGUCUACUGGAGAACCUGUUCUACAAGGCUUCAGUGACUGAUAGCUGUUUGGAUGCAGAAGAUGAGCAUGAGCAGCAAAAUAGCUUAGAAAAAAAUGCCAGGCUAGAUUUGGGUGUCAUAUCACAUAGCGGAAACAUGAUUUCCUUCCAUGGGCUGAGUUUGGACAGGGUUUCACUUCUUGGAGGCAUCAGUUCAGCUAGAGUUAUAGUUAUUCAGUUAUCAGUCCCUAUAGACAAUACCUCUAAUAUAUCAAGGAAGCAAUCAGGAAAAGGAAGACCACCUCUACCUCUCACUACUCGGAAAUGCACAUAUUUUGUUGAAUAUCACUUUCCAUUAGCAUCUGCUAAUAAUGCUACUGGGAAAUCAAUUCCUGUGGAGGUCAUAAGAGCUGUCUCCAAUAAAGCUGUCGGUGGAGUGGUGAAAUUUCAGCAUCGGAGUGUCUUUCCAGUGCACUUCAGUGGUGCAACUAUCAAGCAAUGGUGGGACACAAACCUUAACUUUACAAUCUACUUGAGGAAGAUUCAUCAAAAGAAACCUGUUCCAAUAGGGACGGCUGUAUUCCAGUUACGCACUUUGCUUCAGAGCGAUCGACUGAGUAUCACCACUUCACUUCCUGUCCAAAGAAUUGACAGCGACUAUACAAAUCAGGACAUUGGACCUCUCAAGGUCUCAUUUGAACUGGCUGAAAACAAGAAAGACUUCACUUCUAAAAGCAGGUCAGGGAACAUGGCAGCAUGUGCAGGCACAUCUCCACUGAAAGCAGACAUCUCUCUUGGACAGCCGGAUGAUGGAGACGCUAUUGAUUUCCCACAUGUUAGUAACAGUUCUCAGAAGACAGACAGAAGAGAGACACCUCCCAUGGCAGUUCAUUCAUCCUCGAACAUCGUAAUGCCUGAGGCCAGGUCUGUUUCACCACAGGGAGCUCAAAACUUUCCCCGUAAACCUGCUCAACUCACAGAGGAGGAAGACAGUGAUCUUUUGUUCCACACCCUGCUCAUGGUGCCAGAUGGAAAAGAUUUCCAUUGUGCACCUUUGCAGCCCAAUGUCUAUUUAAACUGUAAGCUCUUUGGAUCUGAAGAGACAAUUCGGUCUGUGGUCAGUUGGGGUCAGACACACCCAACAUUCAGCUUGAUUCAAGUGGCACCAGUAGCUCUCACUUCCAAACUGUUAGAGAGGAUGAGGAAUAAUAUGAUGAUCAUAGAGGUUUGGCUCAGAGCAAGUUCUGCACAUGAUGAUAAACUCCUCGGGCUGGUCAAACUACCUCUACACCAGUUUUAUAUGUCAUUCAGAGACCCCAAAGUUUGCCAGCUGCUUCUACAGGCACAGUAUCCAGUGGUGGCAGUAGACAGCUAUAUGCCCGUAGUGGACAUUUUCAGUGGUGGAACACGUGGGAGUCUGAGGGUGUUUUUGGCCAUGGGUACAUCUCAGCAGAUCACAGCUCUACAGCGCAUGAGAGACGAGGACCUGAGCGCCGUGUCUCGGUUGCCCAGACCAGUCCACUUACUAGACCACCGACCCAUUGAAGAUGUAAAGUUAAACACUCCUCCUUCUGCCCAAGCUAAGCAUGAGCACGUGUUUUUGUUACGGAUUGAGAGAGUAAAGGGAUUAAUUCCACUGCAGUCUACUAUCUGGGGAGAAGCAGAUUGUUAUAUCCAGUACUCAUUCCCCAUUCAGGAGGAGGCCUGGCAGGACAACGAUCCACAUAUUGUGGAAAGCAAUGUAGAUCUGAAGUCAUAUCGCACUGCUACUACACUGUGCAUGCCCGAUCCCGUGUUUGGCCACCGUGAGACACAUGUGCUAGUGGCACCUCCUGGUGUUCCAGUGCAGAAGCUGUUGCUCAGCUCGCUGGCCAGUCAGGGCUUCAGCAAUGGAGGAGGAAUCCAGUUUGAAGUCUGGUGCAGGUAUUAUUACCCAAAUGUGCGUGAGCAACUGGUAGCCAGAGGACUGCUGCCCAUGGCCAAGUUGUGUGCCAUGGUGACAAUGCAGAGGCAAGGAGAAAUGGAAGCACAGCUUUUCUGUCUCCCACUCGUGCCAAAGUCUGACAAGCCUACUGAUGUCCAGACACAACCCUCAGGUCUACUUGAAGUGAGUGUUCAGUACAAGACCCGGCCGGUGAGGAGGAAUAGUUUAAAGGAAGGCAUUUUGCCCACCCGCGUGGUGAAUCUGGUCGUGCAGGUGCACAGAGCCACUGGCCUGCAGGCCGCAGCACGGGCCAUAGGAUUGAAGUACUACUCAGAGGUGGGAGUUAAUUCGUUCGUCACAUUGCAGCUCUCGUUCCUGCCUGAGAAGGAGAUCAGGACGACACGUAUAACAGCCAGGAGCUUUUGCCCACAGUUUGAGCAUCACACUGAGUUUUGCUGUCAGCUGCUAGUACAGAGGGACAGUGGAGAGAGUGUGAGUCUAGCUGAGGUGCUACAGGAAGCUAUGGCCAUUUUUACAGUUUAUAACAGAGAUGGACGCAAAGUGAUGAAUGCAUCAGGAUCUGAAGACAGCAUACUGGGAUCAGUGAAAAUUCGACUAGCUGAACUCCUUGAUAAAAGAACAGGUAUUUCUGGUUGGUAUGCUCUCUCCCUCCCUUCAUGUGUGUCUUUACAUCAUGGCCUAACUUCAGUCGGAGGACUCGAACUCUCUAUAAACUUCAGCCACCGCACAGACCGGGAGCGAGUCCUGAGUUCCGCACGGAUGCUAGGAUGGGAACCUGCGACAGACGGGAGAGAGGAAGAUUGGGAUGAUGAAAAAAAAUGGGACACUCCUUCACAAAGAAUGUGCACAAUGACAUUUUCUAUUCUUAUGCCCAGAGCCUGGCUACCUGUCCAUAGCCUGCUGCUCCCAGGUCACACAAAGCUCCAGAGGUCUACCUAUUGUUACUAUAGAUACAAAUUUAAUGAUCAGGAGGCUUUCUGUUCUGAGCUAAGGCAUCCAGCUCUGGAAGAUGGUGAAGAUUGUGAGGGCAUGGCUACAGUGGCAUUCACAGGCACCCAGGUUAUAGAACUGAGAAUAAGUCAGCCACUUCUGUGGUACCUGAGGGAGGAGAAGCUAGAGGUGCAGUUGUGGGUAUCCUUUGGGAAGGAGAAGCGGAUACGGCCUCACAAGUUGGAUCGCCUGGUGGGGUCUGCCUUUGUGGAUCUUUCAACCCUUACAAAAACUUCAGAGCACAAGCAGACAAUAAGUGGUGUGUAUCCUCUGUUUAAUCCUUCUGCUGCUGACCUGGGUGGAGCUGCUCUGAGAGCCCACAUCACUGUGACAGCAGGAUCCGUUCCACACACACAUCAGGCCCCAACACUCACAGAGGAGGAGAUUCAGCUGAGCAGCCCCGGAGAGGAAGAGGAGGACAAAGGACCCUCGCCUAUACAAUCUCCCACUCCAAACACUCAGUCCAGACAGCAUUGUGGGUCUAAUAUACAACAAACUAAAUCAGUGCAAAGCUCAAAUGUGAUCACCAGUGACAACACUUUCACUGCAACUGUCAGUAUAGAGCGAGCUAUGCACCUUAGUCUGAAAGGUUGCCCUAAAGCUGAGAGGAAUAACAGCCUUCCCAGCUGCUGGGUAUCUUAUGUUACAGCUGAUGAACCUGCUACAGUGAGCACAUCUGCAGUACAGGAUAGUGAGUGUCCAGUGUGGGACCAUCAACAGGACUGCAGGCUUUCAAAAGAGCUGCUUUUAGAUCCACAGCAGUCUCUGGUGUUCAAAGUCUGGCACAGAGGAGAAAUAGAGCGUGUAAUAGGUUUCACCUCAGUGGACCUUUCCCCUCUUCUGUCUGGCUUCCAGUCCGUGUGUGGCUGGUACAACAUUACAGACUUAAGCGGGCAAUGCCAAGGCCAGAUCAAAGUGUCUGUGUCUCCUCGAAAGGGUGUGCAGGAGCUGCGAGCCCAGAGACAGACCAUGCACGAGAACACUGCUACAGAAUACAGUCCUCUGUUUAGUGCCAUGCCGCUGUGUUAUCAGACCACAGCCGUGUACAGCAGCUUCCCCAGUCACAUUAGCCGCUUCUCCGAGCAGAGGAUCAGCACUCCUGAACAGGCAGACCGAUUGCUGUUUACAAGGUUAAGCCAGGCUGACCAUCAUGACGAGCACAUGGACAAAGUUCGCCAGUUCCAUAAGAAUCUGCGGGAGAAGGAAAGUGUCAUGCUGAGUAACUGUGCUGGAGAUCCUUCUAGCUCAGCACUUUUCUCAGCCCUGAGGAAAAACCUCAGUGAGCUGGAUGAUAUCCGAAAGUACUUUAGCCGCAAGUUGUCUACACCCGUGUUCUCUGCUUUGGGGGAGCUGAAUCAAAACCCUGUGGACAAGGAACCACACAGAGAUUCAGAAACAGACACACAACAGCUACUUCUCAAGUCCAACCAACUGGUGGGAGAGGUUAAUGAAAUCAUUAAAAAUAUAAGUGAACAUCAAACCAAAAAAGCAUCCUCAAACACACAUAGUAGCCCUACUACCAGCCCAGCUGAAUCUGACGUGUGUGUUUUUUCAAGUGUGGGACAUUCAGAGAACUGUGGGACAGAGAAUGUUUAUAAUAAAGCCCCAGAAACAGAGAUAGAGGACAUCUCACCACUCCUGUCUCUUACAUCAGAAGAACCUGAUCCUAGGAAUGAGGAACUAAACCAAGACAGUCUCUUAUCUGAGGAUGUCAAUAAAGAGGAGGAUGAGGUGGAGGAAGAUGACAAUGAUGAAUUUGAAGAGACACUGAUAGAACCUCGGCCUCUCAAUGAGAUCACUUCAGCCACGGACAGGACAAGCCCCUGGACUACCGUGCUGUCUGAUCCUGAACUUGGCUCUUUAGAAAGUCUUGAGGCAACAGAGCAGCCUGCAGACAUCAUAUACCAAAAGGGGAGAGAAAUGUCUCCACCAGUUACUACCUCUAAACUACAGAGAACUUCUAGUGAUUCAGAUCUUUCUGUUGAGAUUGAAUCAUGUGAGGAUACAGGAGAAGAUACAGUGAGAGAUACAGGAGAAGAUACAGGAGAAGAUACAGUGAGAGAUACAGAAGGUUGUGAUGCAAGAGAUGUGCAUGUUUGCGGGGAAGAUGGCAAAGUGCAUAAUAACAAUUCCAAGCAAGACACUGGACAGAGGAGAGAUCAUGAUCAACAAGACAGUGCAUCAGAUACAGAAGAUUCAGGCUCACCAUUAUCUUCUAGCUCUGGAUCUAGAACAAAGGCAUACGGUAAAAGAGAAAAAACUGAAAGUAACGAGAAACUCUGUGACGCUGUAGAGAUUCCAAAUUUCUUUCUUCCGUCUCACCACUUGGAGGCAUCUAUGAGAGCGCUGCGUUUGGCUCCUGUUUUUCCCUUAACUGCUGGUGAUCCUACUUCUGGAAAACCUGAGUUUACAUAUCAUCGAGUGACUCGUCCAAGGCCCAGCAUUCCUCCAUCAUCAGCAAAGAGAGAAGAAACAAAACGAAUUGCAAAAAUAUUUGCUUCACAUUUUACACAGUGAAAUGAACAGUUUUGUAGAAUUUUGUUGACUUUUUGUACUAAUGCCUUUCUGUAUAAUAAUUGUAUUUAUGUUAUUUAUAUUAUUUUAAUAAUGAAUUAUGAAUAAAAAAAUAUAUUUUGA
Messenger RNA from Tachysurus vachellii, 6882 nucleotides. It is a transcript of the gene c2cd3, whose product is annotated as C2 domain containing 3 centriole elongation regulator. The coding region runs from base 124 to 6762 and encodes 2212 amino acids. The transcript is spliced from 33 exons. NCBI's taxonomy places the organism in Eukaryota, Metazoa, Chordata, Actinopteri, Siluriformes, Bagridae. Gene Ontology annotation, biological process: cilium assembly; centriole elongation. Gene Ontology annotation, cellular component: centriole; centriolar satellite. The record is from RefSeq and is a predicted model, not a curated record.